AUGGACAGAACACUGGAAACGUUUCUUACUAUUCAGAAGAGGCAGCUAGACGAUGCGAGAAAUUUACAAAGUAAGCUUAAAGAAGAAUUACGCGAGGAGCGAGAACAGCUAAGGUUCUCAAAGAAGAAGGAAGUUGAACUGGAAAAUCGUGUGAAAAGUCUCGAACGAGUGCUGCGUGAUGUCCGUGCUACAUGGGAGAAACCCCUGAAACAGAGUAAGAUUCUGCAGUUUCGACCUACCAUUACUCAAAGAAGUAUUGCCAGAAAAAACAAGAAAACCUUUGGUGGACAGGAAGAACGACUAGAAGACGCGAAUUCUGUUGAUUAG
Cylicostephanus goldi is the source of this 327-nucleotide messenger RNA. The record is from the annotation of a GenBank genome assembly. Lineage: Eukaryota; Metazoa; Nematoda; Chromadorea; Rhabditida; Strongylidae.